Molecule: messenger RNA, 983 nt
Organism: Cottoperca gobio
Lineage: Eukaryota; Metazoa; Chordata; Actinopteri; Perciformes; Bovichtidae
Gene: cby1
Product: chibby 1, beta catenin antagonist
Exons: 5
Coding region: 194-571 (125 amino acids)
Source: RefSeq, a predicted model, not a curated record
GCGCAGUAGCAAGUAUGGUUUUGUUUGGAGAGAACAUAUUUUCAACCCCCACGUUAAGAAUUUAAAUGAUUAGUCUUAAUGGAGGUAAAUAUAUGUGAUAUAUAUUUUCAGUGACAAAACAACUACUAACCCACCUGCUGUGACGCAGUCGACAGUUUCAAUUCAAUGUCAGGACCUUAAGAAAUCACUAAAGAUGCCGCUCUUUGGGAACACAUUCAGUCCGAAGAAGACUCCACCUCGAAAAUCUGCAUCUCUGUCCAGCCUUCACACGUUGGAUCGCUCAACGAGAGAAAUCGAGCUGGGCCUAGAAUAUGGACCUCCCGUGAUGAACCUUGGAGGUCAGAGUUGGAAAUUUGAAGAGGGACAGUGGAUAUCAGAGUCUGGUGGGAAUGCGUCUGGUAGGGAAGUGCAGCGGCUUAAGAAAAGAAAUGUACAGCUGGAGGAAGAGAACAACCUCCUUAAACUUAAGAUUGAAAUUCUCUUGGACAUGUUGACAGAGACUACCGUCGAGUACCACCUGAUAGAGAAAGAAGUGGAAGAUAUAAAGACUCAACAUCGAAGGAAGAAAUGACUAAUCUGAUCGGAUGCCUUCAUUUUAGGAAACGUUCUUCAUUCACAGAGUUUGAAGUUUGUUGAUGUAAAAAAUAAGUCUUGCUUUGUUUUGUUUUUGUUUGUUUGUUUUUGCUCAUAAAUGCAGAGAUGAAAUGAAGUGCCCAUAAUCUCUGCAUGAUGAGGAUCUUGUGCUGUAGGUCUCUGCCCUGCUUGUAUUUAAUUGGAAAAGCAGGAUCAGAUUUAGUGACUACUUUUAUUUGUUCUGUCUUGCAUUUGUAACUGUAAAUCUGAAACGACUGUGAACAUUGUUGUUCAAUACACUGCAUCAUUUCUACAUCUUUUAUUAUUAGUAUUAGCCAACAUUUUCCUUUUUUAAAGAUUUUUUAUAUUUACUGUAUUUUCUAUUAAGAUUAAAAGUUAAAUUCAUCACA